Messenger RNA from Bolinopsis microptera, 3372 nucleotides. RefSeq names its product aarF domain-containing protein kinase 1-like. Gene Ontology annotation, biological process: protein phosphorylation. The transcript has 14 exons. The record is from RefSeq and is a predicted model, not a curated record. Bases 227 to 1816 code for a protein of 529 amino acids. NCBI's taxonomy places the organism in Eukaryota, Metazoa, Ctenophora, Tentaculata, Lobata, Bolinopsidae. Gene Ontology annotation, molecular function: ATP binding; protein kinase activity.
AGUAAAUAAUGUCUAUAAUGUAAAACUAUAUACAGCUAAAGGGCAAAUCAAUGAGCAUUGAUCGCUAACUGCCGCCCGACACAGUGCUUUCAACUCACAUCCGAAUUUAACUUUCAAGGAGGUUCAGAGUAAAGACUUUACCCUACAUCUGAGUCAUUAUAAUCACGUGACAUCUGUCUGUGAAGAAGAAGUAGGAAGGGGAGAACAAGGAUUCCUCUGAUGAGGGAUGCGACAACUUUUGCUCAAGACUCUGCAUCACAUCAGAAAAAACAAGGUACGAACUGGUUUCAUAGGCGGGACAGCAUGUAUAAUAAUCUACGGCUACAACGCUAAAGUCAGCCCAGUAAAGGUAGCAACUGCUCUUGUACGCACUGGACGAGCCGGUGGUUAUGUACUGAAAGCAGCGUCACUGUACAAAUACAGAACUUGGGGAGUAGCUGAGGAUGAUAAGGAGACAAUGUCCGAGAUUCAUAAGAAAACAGCAGAAGCAAUUUGUGACCUAUGCUCAGUGAAUGGCGGAUUGUUCAUCAAGGUGGGGCAACACAUUGGUACUCUUGAUUAUCUCCUCCCUAAAGAAUACGUCCAGGCGUUUAAGAUCUUGCAUGCAGGAGCCCCUGAAUCCUCACUAGACUCAGUAAAGAAAGUUGUAGCUGCGGAGCUGGGUGCCAAGCUUGAAGAUGUCUUCUCAGAGUUCGACCCUUCUCCUAUAGGGUCAGCUAGUUUAGCGCAAGUGCACCGCGCAGUGCUGCGGAGCUCCAACAAGGAGGUAGCAGUGAAGGUGCAGCACAGUACCGUCCAUGAGCACUCAAAGAUUGACACUGUUGUUAUCGAGUUCCUGGCAAAACUGAUGGACAAAGUAUUUCCGGAAUUUGAGUUUGAUUGGUUGAUCGACACGAUAAAGAGAAAUCUACCUAAAGAACUAGACUUCGUGCAAGAAGGACAGAACUGUGAACACGUUUCCAUGCUAUUUAAUGAUACUCCCUUCAUGAAGGUCCCAAAGAUAUACUGGGAGUUUACGAGUAGACGUGUACUCUGUAUGGAGUACAUUGUAGGGGGUAUGGUGGAUGAUGCUGAAUACAUGAAAGCAAACGGUAUCAACAAAAGCGAAGUUCUCGGGUACCUCUCUAAGAUAUUCAGUCAGAUGAUUUUCGAACGUGGCUACAUCCACUGUGACCCCCACCCUGGAAACGUGAUGGUACAAAAGGUGGAGGGUAAAACUUGUUUAGUGCUGCUAGACCACGGCCUGUAUCAGACACUGACCGACGAUUUCAGGAUUAACUACUGUAAACUUUGGCAGGCACUACUGAAAGGAGACACGGAACGAAUUAAAAAGCAGGCACAGCGGCUAGGAGUGGGUAAAUACUACGGAUUAUUCGCGUGCAUGGUGGCCAGCAGAACCUGGGAUGAUAUUACUGGUAGUGGUAUAACUGAUAAGAACUCUAAUCUUGAUGUGAACAGGCUUCAGGAAGAAGCAGUGAGACAAAUACCGGAAAUAUCCCAAGUAUUAAAUUACAUACCACGACAGCUCAUACUAAUCCUCAAGACAAACGACCUUCUCAGGGGGAUAGAAUGCUCGCUGCUAAACCGUAACACACAAGGAGUCGGCACAUUCCUCAACAUGGCCCGGUACUGUCUCUCCGCGCUCACCACUCACAAACUUCACAAAUCUACCUCCCUCCGCAGAACGGCUGUUAUCUACUACACCUACACUGUGUGUAUGGUUAAGUUGAGACUCCUCAGGUUUCUCUACUGGGUCAGUUUGACUAGGGUGGGUGGUUAUUGUGAAAAGUUUCUGCCGUCACAUGUGGCUUUCUGAUUGGUUGGUUUACGUCACGUGGAGACAGUAUUGUGUUCUGAUUGGUUGGUUGGGUCACGUGGUGACAGUACUGUGUUCUGAUUGGUUGGGUUGGGUCACGUGGUGACAGUACUGUGUUCUGAUUGGUUGGUUUGGGUCACGUGGUGACAGUACUGCGUUCUGAUUGGUUGGUUUGGUCACGUGUUAAAUCUGCUCAUCCAAAUUGAAGUUAUAAUAUCUGGCAGGACUAGGCUGAUUCAUAUAUUUUAUUUAUUAUAAAGCUUUAAAAAGUUUGUUUAAUAAAUAGGGAUUAAGAUGUUUAAGCUAUCAAAACUGCCAGCUAGGGUAUCGGGAGAGAUCUGUUACGUUCUGUUACGUUCUGUUAAGUUCUGUUAUAUGAAAUUAUGAUUAGAGAUUGAAGUGGGGUUAAGAUUCUGUAAACAACAACAUUUCUUUUGUUGCAUAUAAUGUUGCACAGUGUACUGGGUGUGUGUUCUAUUUGUCCAAGUUUGUGUUAAGAGGAUGUAGCGACAUUCCUAUUGUAUAGCAUAAUGACAAUCUUAUUACACAUAAAAUAUCAUUCAUUGUUAACUUUGCAUAUAAUUAGAUCGUUAGUGUUGUUUAUGAUUUAGAGGUCAAUAUAUUCACUUUUAUACUCUAAACUGAAGGUUUCAUUAGUCAUAAACCAGAAAUUAAGUUUUUAUAUUAAAUACAGUUAGCAUUUGUAAACAUUUGUAUCUUGUUUUUCUUACUAGUUACUAUCUUAUUUAAGCAAUUCGUUUAAGAAAUUCAUAACUUUCAGAAACACCCAAUACAACUCUAUAUAGGAAGUAUUUUUUCAUCGUAAAAUUGACCACUUAUUUCGUCAUUCAAGCAAAAAUCAUGGUCAUUGCUCAUUCCAUCCUUUCAAUCUUCAACCUACAUUUUUCUAAGAACUCAUUUCUGUUCCGUACCAUCGGUCAUUAAGUCAAACUUUUAACUUCCUAAAACAGCUCGAUUUGUCUUCCGACACAGUGUGGAGUUACCGUUGUAUGUGAUUCUUGUCAUAGAUUUAACAAUAAUUUGAUUUAUAUAUCCGAUCGGUGUUAUCACAAUGAUAAGUCUAAUACACCUUAUUUUCUUGAGGUAUGUGAUGAUAUUGUGUUUGUUCGUUUGAUUGGCGUGUGAACCUGUAACUGAUAAAAUGUUUUUAUUCGCUGAAUAUUUUCUUCGUUUUACUUCCUCACUUCUACCAUAAUUUGUUGAAUUAGACCUUUGAUUAAAAUUGAGUGAUCUUUGAGAUAAAGUCAUAAAGACAAAAGUUGAAAGUUGAAAGUCAGGAUCAAGUAUCACAUGUCUAUUGUCUUAUGAUAUAGCCUGAUACGACAAUUUCAUUCUAGGCUCCUAAUGUUGUUUUGAUUUCAUGAACUUUGUAACCCUUCAUGGUGCCUUAAUUAGCUCAAUUAUUGUGGGACCUUCGAAAAUAAUAUUGUCUUCUAUUUUUUAAUUACAUUUUGUGAAAAUGCUGAUAUGAGAUCAAAUACUAAAAUAUUUAUAAAAACUAAAAGCUGUGUCAAAAUAAGGACAAAAUUUUGAGC